CCUACGGACAACGAGCAACUCGUAGACGUCUUCACCACUGCUUCACACACCCACAACAGUGCUCGUCAGACUGCGAUGGCCACUGUACACCCGUCGCGGAUGGCCCUCGUGCCCCAGGACCCGCCAAAGGACGUCUACGCACAAACGCGCGACCGCCAACGGUCACCCGCGCCACCCAGAGACAGGCCUAGGGACCACGACCGCUACGCCAGACGAGACGCUCCCCCGCACAGGGAUCGGGACGACGAGCGCGACAGGCACCGCGAGGCGAGCAAGCGGGCAGAGCGCGGCCGCGCCCGGGCGGACGACUACUUCGACGAGGCGAGCAGCAGCGGGGAGGGCCCGCCCAAGCGGACUCGGUCGCGGAGCGUUGACAAGGAGAGGGAUCGCGAGAGGGAGGAACGGAGGGACAGGGAGAAGGAAAAGGAGCGGGACAGGCCGAGGAGGCAGAGCCCGGAGUAUGACGAGUACAGGCGGCCGUCGCCGCCGCGGGAGGGCGUGGCGCCUGCGCCGUGGCGGCAGCAGGAGAACAUGUAUCCCAGGGCACGGGAUGCGGGGAGGUUUGCGGGCGGAGGUGCGGAUUUCAUGGAGAGUCGGCGACAGCAACGCGAGACCAGCACGUUCGCCAUCUGGCCGCCCUCGCCGAAAGCACCCACUCGUGACCUCUCCGAGGAACGCGACUCGAAACGCCGCAAGAAAUCGCACAAGCGACGCCACGACUCCGACACGGACACGGACACGGAUUCCGAGGAGGAACGCCGUCGUAGGCGGAAGGAGCGCAAGAAGUCGCGGAAGGAGAAGAAGGACCGCGAGCGUGAGCGCCCUCGGGAACACCGGCGGCACAGCAACGGGGACGAUUCCGAGGACGAGAGGGAACGCCGGCGGAAGAAGGACCGCCUCCGGAGCACGACCCGGACGAGGAGCCCUGAGCAGCGCCCGCCUACAACGGAUGCGGACGACGACGAGUGGGUCGAGAAGUCUGCUUCCACUGCUCGGCUGGCGCCUGCGCAAGGCAGCGCCAGUCCGCCCAAGGCAUCCCCUUCCAUGCCGCCGCCCCCAGCACGCAGUACAUCGAAACAGCCUGCGGAAAUAGAUAUCGACGACGAGGACGACGAGAUGGACGACGACGAGCUCGGGCCGCAGCCUCUACAGAAGGCAGGCAACUCGCGCAACAAGGUGGACGAGCGGCAGUACGGCGGCGCGCUGCUGCGCGGCGAGGGGAGCGCGAUGGCCGCGUUCUUGAAGGACGGCACGGACGUGCGCAUCCCGCGGCGUGGCGAGAUCGGGCUGGCGUCGGACGAGAUCGCGGCGUACGAGAACGUGGGGUACGUGAUGAGCGGGAGCCGCCACCGGCGCAUGAACGCGGUGCGGAUGCGGAAGGAGAACCAGGUCAUCAGCGCGGAGGAGAAGCGCGGGAUCCUGAAGCUGCAGCAGGAGGAGCGCGAGCGGCGCGAGGCGAUCCUGCGGGAGGAGUUCCAGCAGCUCGUGGACGAGAAGCUCAAGUCUCAGGGUGGGCCCGCAAAGUGAGGGCAUGCAUUCUACGUUCUGGGGAAUCGGAGUGCACCGGUGUGAAUUGUCUUGAGUAGCUAUCAUAUGUGAUAUUGAUUAUGUGCUAAGGGCUGGACAAAUCGAGGUCAGAUUGGAGCACGCAAGAACAGGCCAAUACAUCAAGGUUGGCUGCAGUUGGCUGCCCUCGCCGAGAGCUGUCUUUGGACGGAUGUCUCUGUCAUGAGCACAUAGGCACAAUGACUAUCUGCCAUCCGUAAGACAACUCAUUGUAUCAAAGGUACGGGGCGGGAAAUGCAUUGCUACAAAACAAGACAGGACACCAUGGGUCAGCUAUUGAAACACAAAUCCAAUGUCCGAGUGAGACUGGUCGU
Fomitopsis serialis is the source of this 1880-nucleotide messenger RNA. Its product is annotated as ras-induced vulval development antagonist-domain-containing protein. Bases 76 to 1527 code for a protein of 483 amino acids. Gene Ontology annotation, molecular function: chromatin binding. The record is from RefSeq and is a predicted model, not a curated record. The transcript is spliced from 6 exons. Gene Ontology annotation, cellular component: nucleus. Lineage: Eukaryota; Fungi; Basidiomycota; Agaricomycetes; Polyporales; Fomitopsidaceae. Gene Ontology annotation, biological process: regulation of gene expression.